Micropterus dolomieu (smallmouth bass) is the source of this 4536-nucleotide messenger RNA. It is a transcript of the gene ighmbp2, whose product is annotated as immunoglobulin mu DNA binding protein 2. Gene Ontology annotation, molecular function: RNA binding; 5'-3' DNA helicase activity; ATP hydrolysis activity. Bases 175 to 3156 code for a protein of 993 amino acids. NCBI's taxonomy places the organism in Eukaryota, Metazoa, Chordata, Actinopteri, Centrarchiformes, Centrarchidae. The record is from RefSeq and is a predicted model, not a curated record. The transcript is spliced from 16 exons.
AGCUAGCAUGCCAACAAGCAAACACAAUAGAAGAAGACGACGUCAGUCAAACAAACCCACUGUAGUAGGAGAUAUUACCACAAUUCUUCCAAGUUGUCCCGCAUGAUUAACAUUUCCUUUUCUUUCUGCUGCUCUUCAGGUGUCUUUUCAGAUAGCUAACAUUAACGGUGAGUGAUGGCGAUUGAACAAUUUGUGUCAAAGACGCUCGAGCUUCUGCAGGAGGAGAGGGAGGCUGAAAUAGAGGAGACCCGGAUAUGGCAGGAAAACAUCUCUCUCAAGGAUCUUCAAAAUAAAGGAGUUUGCCUGCUGAAAUUGCAGAUAGGAAGUCAGUCCACAGGUCUCUAUGGUCGCACAGUAGUCGUCCUUGAGCCAAGAAAGCAUCUUGGUUUCUUAUCUCUGCCAAGCAACAGCUUUGGACCUGGGGACAUAGUUGGCUUGUACGACACCGGCGGAUGCACUGCAGCCUCACAGAUCGGCACAGGAAUAGUGACGAGGGUCAGCCAAGCUUCUGUAAGCGUGGCCUUUGACGAUUCUAAGGGUGGUCUCAGCUUUGAUACAGAUGCUCUUUACAACCUCUUAAAGUUGGCAAAUGACGUCACUUACAAACGAAUGAAAAAGGCCUUGAAUGAAUUAAAUGGAUACAGAAAUGGACCAGCUGCUAAUCUUAUAAAUGUUCUUUUUGGAGAAUCAAAACCUUCGUCUCAAUCACAGCCAAAUGAAGUGGAGUUCUUUAACUCAAACCUGGAUGAUUCCCAGAGAGAAGCUGUGUCCUUUGCUUUGUCUCAGAGAGAACUGGCUGUGAUUCAUGGACCACCAGGCACUGGGAAAACUACUACAGUGUUGGAGAUAAUCCUGCAAGCAGUCAAACAAGGCCAAAAGGUCCUGUGUUGUGCCCCCUCUAAUGUGGCUGUGGAUAAUUUAGUGGAGAGGUUAGCCUGGUGCAAGGCGAAGGUCCUGAGGCUGGGUCACCCUGCCAGACUGUUGGAGUCCAUACAGAAACAUUCACUUGACGCCAUCCUCGCUCAGAGUGACAACGCAAACAUCAUCGCAGACAUCCGUAAAGACAUCGAUAAAGCAUUUAUGGGAAUGAAGAAGCGUGAAAAAGGAGAGCGAGUGAACUUCAAAAGGGAAAUAGGGGAGCUAAGAAAAGAACUGAAAACCAGGGAAGCAACCGCCAUCACCCAGAUCCUAAAAAGUGCUGAUGUUGUGUUAUCAACCAACACAGGUGCUUGUGAUGGCAGCCCUCUGAAGUUCCUGCCUGAGGCGCAUUUUGAUUGGGUGGUGAUAGACGAGUGCGCUCAGGCCCUGGAGAGCAGCUGCUGGAUCGCCCUGCUCAGAGCGCGCAAGUGCAUUCUGGCAGGAGACUACAAACAGCUACCACCUACUAUCAAAUCACAAACGGCUGCAUCUAAAGGCUUGUCUCUCAGUCUUAUGGAGAGACUAAUCCAGAUGUAUGGGGACUCAGUGGUCCGUAUGCUAACAGUUCAGUACCGAAUGAACAGUGCCAUCAUGGAGUGGGCCUCCAAAGAGAUGUACCAGGGAAGACUAACAGCUCACAGCUCUGUAGAGAGACAUGUGUUAAAAGAUCUUCCAGGAGUCGCCUGUGUCGAAGAGACCAGCGCACCGUUGCUUCUUAUCGAUACUGCGGGCUGUGGUCUGAGUGAGAUGGACGUCACAGAUGAGCAGUCCAAAGGCAAUCAAGGUGAAGUAGACAUUGUUGAAUUGCACAUAAAGGCCUUGACUGAAGCUGGGGUUAAAGCUAAAGACAUAGCUGUUAUUGCUCCGUACAAUCUACAAGUCGAUCUACUGCGCCAGAAACUGUCUGCGAGGCACCCAGAGCUGGAGAUAAAGUCAGUGGAUGGGUUUCAGGGCAGAGAGAAAGAGGCUGUGGUGUUGUCAUUAGUCCGGUCCAACAGAAAAGGGGAAGUUGGAUUUCUGGCAGAGGACCGAAGGAUUAAUGUGGCUGUUACACGAGCGAGACGUCACAUCACUGUAGUGUGCGACACUCAAACUGUCCAGAAUCAUGCUUUCCUGAAGUCCCUGAUCGAUCAUAUAACUGAGUUUGGCGAGGUGAGAACAGCAUUUGAAUACAUCCAAGACAUCGUGCCACAGAACUACACCCGCGACCACAAAGACACCAAGGCUAAUACGUCUGCCAGCAGCUCCACAGCCAACAAACAGAAGGUGAAAGAUCAGCCUCCCAGCAAGGCGAAGCAAGAACAGAGGAAGUCCACUGGUAGCAGCAGUAAUGAAAAUACUGCUAAUACUAAGUAUGCAAAGUCCAGCAUAACAGCACUGACAGAAGAAGAGCAGAAGAAGAACAGAUACGCUGAGAUCAGAGAGCAGGUGGAGAGCUUUCUAAAAGACUUAAAUCGGAGUGAACUAGAGUUUCCAUCAUCGUUUAACUCUCAUGACCGCCUGCUGGUCCACCAGGUCGCUGAGGAGCUGGGCCUCGUUCAUGAGAGUAAAGGCGAGGGUAAAGACAGGUGUAUCACUGUCUCCAGGCCCCUGGUGUCAACACCAGCUGAACAGCCAACAGAAAAGGAGAAGGAAGAGGAGGAGGAGGAAGAAGAAGAAGAGGAAACUGUUCCCAAUCCCCAAAGACAGACACUGUGUCAACCACCAUUAGACCUGAAAAGUUUACAUUUGGAGCGAAUGAAGAGGGAGCAGCAGAAAAGGGAAGAAAAUGCUCAACAAAAAAAGCAACAGAACAUCCCACCAGCUCCGGCCCAGUCAUCGAAGAAGCCCAAGUCAGUUAAAGGAAAGAACCGAACGAAGGCAGGCGCCUGCGACAUCGCUGCUGCCGCCGCUCCAGAUGAUGACUUUGACACACUUAUCAACGCUGUCAGGAAAGCUGAGAGUGUGUGCAGUUUUGUGAAGUGUAAAGCUUCAGUGCUAACACUUGGACAGCUUUGCCCGUUCUGCAACAGACAGUAUUGUCUCAGUCAUCAUAUACCAGAGGUUCAUGGCUGUGGAGACAAAGCCAAGUCUCAUGCUCGGAUGAGAAUAAGCAAAGAAGGCGUUCUUUAUGCCGGGAGUGGGAAGAAAGACAAAUCCAUGGACCCUAAUAAGAAAGCCUAUCUGCAGAGGAAACUGGACUCUAAACUGAAAGAUAUGGCAUCACAGAGGAAACCAAAAAACAAAGAGGACAAUUAAUGAUACCAGAACAACUCCAUACAUUUCAGUUCUGAACACGAAUAAACAAUUCAGAUGUUUCACAAUGCUAACAGUCUACUUUAACUGAAUAUACUAUAUGUUGCCUUUCUUAAUGUUCAUUGGAUACACUGUACACUAUCAUACAAUUUGCUACUGAAUUUCAUGAGUGCUGCAUGGAUUCAUUAUUUUAACUACUAUAUUUAACAAUUCACUUAUUUUUGUCAGUUAUGGUAGCUUUAACACACACUCACUCUGAGUCUUGUGUUUACUGUUGGUGAGUUUACUCUACAUCCACUGUUAUAGUCUGAGGACUGAUUGUCAGCGGGCUGGAGUUUUCCCCAUCUUUGUUCAAUCCAGGGGAGAAGUAUGGGAAAAUCCUCUCUGUAAAUCUGUCUUUGAAUGUGUAUAUUGUUGUCAUAUCAGCAGUGUUGAUGAAGACCACCUUUCCUUUGUCAUAAUCGAGCUCUACGGUAAUCCUGUCAGGCUUCUGCUUCAACGUGAGCUUGGUGGGAGGUGUGGUCUUAGCCCAGAACGAGUCUCCAUUGCACAGGCCGAUCACCCAGAAACCCUCAGUCGGUUUGAGGAAGACGACCGUCUUCCUUUUGAUGGACUCCUGGGCCACUCCGAUGUACCAGUUUUUGCCUUGGCCCACAUCUACGGUCCAGCUGUGCUUUCCAGAUGUAAAGCCGGUCGCUCCCAGCACACACAGACAGUUGGUGCAGCGUUCAGGGUUGUCAGGUAGGAGCUGCUUAUUGCUGUAUUGUACGCAGGUCAACUCUUCUGAGAAGUUUAAGUUGGACUGGGCCGUGUUUGGAUCGAAAGUGAUGGGAACUACAAGUGUAAACAAAGUACAGUACGUUGAGCGUACUUCAUAGUAAACUUCAGCUUUGUUUUACAUUGUCUGUUCACCCACCAUAUGUGACGAUGUUCGCCAUCUUCCUCCAAAUUCCAAACUUCAGCAUUCUCAGAUGCUUUGCAGAGUUAAUCAGGAUAUCUCGGAUUAACUCUGGCUGUCGGACGUUGCAUUUGACCCUGAAACGUGGAAAUAAUUACAACAUUGUUUUAUGGAGGCAGUUAGUGCUAAUUUUAGCAGAAAGUGAGUCAUGCUUACAUUUUCUUUGUCUGCUUGUAGUCCUUAAGUUACAGCAAGAAAGUGAAGAAAUGCAUCUCGUUAACACAAGGUCAGAUGUGUGGUUAUAUAUACAUUGCAUGUAGGUGCAAGCUUAUUGGAAAUCGGCACUGUUGAAAAGAGUAACACCUGCACACUGACUCUAAACAAUUAAUAGUUAACCACCCCUGUCCCACCAGCCUAUUGGUGUAUAUUUUGGAGUAGACUGGGAUUUAAAUGUCCAUUUAAAUAAAUGUGUUGUUUGGAGUUGA